CGAGCACAGCCGGGACAGAAUUUCACUCUUCACCACCUCGCGGUCACUGACUGCCUCCAGGCUGGAUUCACCAUGUCCAGCUCGGAGACGCACACUUCCACGACCUGCAGUUGGCGGACCCAGCGCUCCAAGGGCCAGCUUCCGCAAAAGCCGCGGCUCGUAGGCCUCUCUGGAUGCCAUCCGCUUCCUCCCCGACCGCAGCCGUACAGGGGAGAGCACAUGGAAGGAGUUCAGAGCCUCCCUCGUCUCCUUCCGUCGAUGACAGAGAUGCCCAAGACCGUGACUCUGUGUUUCAAGAAGGAGAAGGAGAAGGAGAAGGAGAAGGAGAUGGAGAAGGCGCCCUUGCAGUUGCAGCAGCAUGCUGUGGGUGAUGGCUCCAUGACGAAGCGCUCUGCGAGCAUCAAACCUCGCGAGGGACAGCAGCCGCGCCGGAUUCCUAUUCCUCUCGAGGCUCUUUUCGGGCCUCCGCGGACCCCCUCUCCGCAUUUCUACGCCGUAGCCGCGAAGGAUGCCAUGAAGAAGGCGAAGUACACUUGCAUUCCACUUCCACUGGAGGAGUUCCUCGGGCUCCCCCGCUCGACCCGCUCGCCGACCACCCCCUCACUCCCGAGCCCCUCAAACGGCGAACCGUCGCCGAUUACGCCUUCGACCAAGGCUCUAACCAAGGCACGCCGAUCCUCGCACUCGGACGUGCUCGUACUGCACCGGAACAAGGGCGCGCUCUUCUUCAAAGAGAUUUAGCCGCCGACGCAUGCUACCUGGCGCAGGAGUAUGGUCACGGUAGGGAGUCGAGCAUCGGAACUCGAGGACAGAUAGUAGCUAGCGGGUGGUCUGAUGAAAGAUGCAAAUGAACCACACUAUAGCUACAAAUAAAUUU
Cutaneotrichosporon oleaginosum is the source of this 877-nucleotide messenger RNA. RefSeq lists its product as uncharacterized. The record is from RefSeq and is a predicted model, not a curated record. NCBI's taxonomy places the organism in Eukaryota, Fungi, Basidiomycota, Tremellomycetes, Trichosporonales, Trichosporonaceae.